Molecule: messenger RNA, 721 nt
Organism: Helicoverpa armigera (cotton bollworm)
Lineage: Eukaryota; Metazoa; Arthropoda; Insecta; Lepidoptera; Noctuidae
Product: larval cuticle protein 16/17
Exons: 4
Coding region: 163-633 (156 amino acids)
Cellular component (GO): chitin-based extracellular matrix
Molecular function (GO): structural constituent of chitin-based larval cuticle
Source: RefSeq, a predicted model, not a curated record
CACUAAGUUAGCGGAUAUUGUGCGUGGCCGUUGUUUUUUACGAAGAAAACCAUACUAAAAGGUGAGCUGGAUAAAUAUAUUCAUUCAUGUGGACGACGGUUGUAACAGUGAGCACACUGUGCGGAUUUUAUGUGUGAAAUUGUGAAUUAAGUAUACAGAAAUAUGGAAGGAUUUAUUAAGGUUUUUCUGAUGAUAUCAGCGGUGGUGUUGGUGCAUACAGCUCCCAGGCAACCUCGGCUUUCUUUAGCUGAAUAUGUUGGACCUAGCUAUUCCUACAAUAACAUUGAUGGAAAUCCUGGCAUGUAUUCCUUCGGUUACGACGUAAUGGACCCGGAGACUGGCAAUGCUCAAUAUCGUUCUGAAGAAAGGCAUGCCAAUGGAACGGUCACUGGCACGUAUGGCUAUAUCGAUCCUUAUGGCAAACCAGUGAAGUACAGAUACAUCGCUGAUAGCUUGGGUUACAGGGUAUAUUCAGAUGUGAUAACAAACAGACCGUUGCCAUUGCCCCUCGUUUUAAAUGAACCGACGGAACCCUCGGUCACAUGGACUCGACCACCGAAACCACAUAACAAUGUUAUCACCCAUCUAGUGUCAGAACUUGGGAGUCUCUUAACUGACAAUAAUUUUGUCUAGACAUAAAUACAUCUACUAAAUAAAUUAUUCAAACGUGAAGCAUAUUAAUUAAGUAACUAUGUAAUUUAUUGUGCUAUUAAUAAAGUUU